This is a messenger RNA of Gekko japonicus, 1140 nucleotides long. Its product is annotated as 6-pyruvoyl tetrahydrobiopterin synthase-like. The record is from RefSeq and is a predicted model, not a curated record. Gene Ontology annotation, cellular component: mitochondrion. Lineage: Eukaryota; Metazoa; Chordata; Lepidosauria; Squamata; Gekkonidae. Gene Ontology annotation, biological process: tetrahydrobiopterin biosynthetic process. Gene Ontology annotation, molecular function: 6-pyruvoyltetrahydropterin synthase activity. The transcript has 6 exons. The coding region runs from base 17 to 523 and encodes 168 amino acids.
CCGGCUCGGCGUUGCCAUGGCGCCGCCCGAGCGCCCCGGUGGGCCUAGCCGCGUGGCCCGGGUCUCCCGCGGCCUCUGCUUCAGCGCCUCGCACCGGCUGCACAGUAAGUCAUUGAGCGAUGAAGAAAACCAGAAACUUUUUGGGAAGUGCAAUAACCCCAACGGGCAUGGCCAUAAUUAUAAAGUGGAAGUCACUGUGCAGGGAAAGAUCGAUCCAACCACAGGGAUGGUGAUCAACCUCACAGAUUUAAAAGACUACAUGCAGGAAGCCAUCAUGGAACCUCUAGACCACAAAAAUCUGGAUAAGGAUGUCCCCUACUUUGCCGACGUCGUGAGUACCACCGAGAACGUUGCGGUGUUCAUCUGGGAAAACCUCCAGAAACGUCUCCCGAAGGGGACUCUUUAUAAAGUCAAAGUGUACGAAACAGACAAGAACAUUGUCGUCUACAAGGGAGAGGAGGCUCUUCCUCGAAGAAUUGAUGCUGUAUGUGUCUCGGCGCCCCAGUCUGUCGCUGGAGAAUGAACCUAAUCAGUGGAUUGAUGAACGUUAUCGGAUAAGUGUAGCUGUCACGUGUAUAUUUUUUUCAAAAUGUAAUUCAAGGGAAUUAUAGCGUUCCGGCUAGAAGAGGCUCUCUUGUGCAGCUCUGUGCCUUGGGGAUUUGUUGCUCUCUCGACGCUUCUUCACCAAAACAUUCCAUUUCUCAAAGCUGCAAAUUCCCCUCCAUUUCAUUUCUAUUAUCCUGAGAGUUGGGGAGAGAAGAGUUUUAAUUCCUUGUCAAGAUGCACGCAAAGCCCAGUGCCUCUGGUUCGAAUCUUGCCUCUCCUAUGACCUCCAUAAGCUGCCUGCAGUCAGCCCAGGAUCUACAGUGUGGAGGUAAUAUUGCCCUACCUGACCGGAUUGUUGUAAGGAUUGCAGAGAGGUAAUUUAUACAAAAUGAUUUGAAUAGUCUCAAGUGCUGUAUAAAGGUGGACUAGGAAUAUCACUGUGCCAGACUUUUUUGUACCGAGGUCUGAGUUUCCUGCCUGAUAAUAAUUAUAUGCCUUUUUUAGGUUACAGGAGUUUUACUGUUUUUAAUAGAGUGGAGAAAAUAUAAGUGAAUAAGAGAUGGCCACUGACAUAGAGAGCUUUUUUAAAGGGGU